Triplophysa rosa is the source of this 1316-nucleotide messenger RNA. It is a transcript of the gene ube2g2, whose product is annotated as ubiquitin-conjugating enzyme E2G 2 (UBC7 homolog, yeast). NCBI's taxonomy places the organism in Eukaryota, Metazoa, Chordata, Actinopteri, Cypriniformes, Nemacheilidae. The coding region runs from base 58 to 555 and encodes 165 amino acids. Gene Ontology annotation, cellular component: cytosol; endoplasmic reticulum. The transcript is spliced from 6 exons. The record is from RefSeq and is a predicted model, not a curated record.
GCGUCAUUUGUCGUCACCCUUCGUGCCAAAACAACUUCUUUCCAGACAAGGAUCAAAAUGGCAGGAACAGCUUUAAAAAGACUUAUGGCUGAAUACAAACAACUUACCCUCAAUCCUCCGGAAGGCAUAGUUGCAGGGCCUGUAAAUGAGGAGAACUUUUUUGAAUGGGAGGCUUUUAUAAUGGGACCAGAGGACACGUGUUUCGAGGGUGGCGUGUUUCCUGCCAUCCUCAGUUUCCCGUCAGAUUAUCCCCUCAGCCCUCCUAAAAUGAAGUUCACCUGCGACAUGUUUCAUCCUAACAUCUACCCAGAUGGCCGUGUGUGUAUCUCUAUCCUCCACGCUCCUGGCGAUGACCCCAUGGGAUACGAGAGCAGUGCAGAGAGAUGGAGUCCCGUUCAGAGCGUGGAGAAGAUCCUGCUGUCUGUGGUCAGCAUGCUCGCUGAGCCGAACGACGAGAGCGGAGCAAACGUGGACGCUUCCAAGAUGUGGCGCGAGGACCAAGAGCAGUUCAACCGGCUGGCCAAGCAGAUCGUACGCAAAUCUCUGGGUCUCUGACUCUCCCGCACACAGACACGAGCACACAUGCACGCACACACUCCGGGACAGCGAGGAUUGACGUUUACGAGGACACGCGCUCUCGACAGAAGAGCAGAGUUUCGUGCUGAGUCUUGUAGUGUACUACCCCCCUACAUCCACCAGUGUGAGCACUUUACUCCCAUCCAAACUUUCCUCCUCUCUUCUCCGCUGUCAUCGGCUGGAUGAGCAGACGGACGCUUUGAAGAAUGCAAAACAUUACACAUCGGCCGGACAAUGUUCUUGUAGAGAAUCAAGAAUCAAUCGCAGAAUAAGUACAGGAGACAUCGAUUCGCAGCCGUUCCGGACUGUUUAUCUGUGUUGCCUGUCCAUACAUCCAUGAGAUAACCAAUGGAAUGCGGCUUUUGGUUUGAUAACAGUAUGCUGAUGCAUGCUUCAAUGCCUCUUUUUAAUAAAACACUUCGUAAGGAAAAUCACAUAGAGCGAGCGUGACUCCAUCAGAUCUGUUUGUUUGUUUAUAUAGGCUAGAGAUUAUAUUACUGAUGUUUCGGGAAUCAUGAUAAAGUCUGUGGAUGCAAACAUUUUAAUUAUAUUUGAUAUGAAACACUGUUUGAAUUCGAUAAAUCGGGGUAUUGUUUUUAAACCCACUCCUGUCAUUCGUUCAAAUUUCAAGCUAGAAAAAAAGACGAUUUACGGUUCGAUUUACAGUUUAUUUGGUCAUUUGUAUCGUUUUUCAUCUGUUCUUAAGGUUUGUUCAGUGAUACCAAUAAAAAAAGAAAUGU